CUUCCUAACUACCUUGAAUAACGUUCAACAGCAACCCUCGCACUGGUUGUGCACAAUAUUAUUUAUGCUCCACUCCUACAGUCUAGAUGACAAACCUCAAGACGGCGCGUCAAUACUUGUUUUCGUACGGUCCGGGUCUCGUUCGGCUUCAGCGCACUCCAUCCAUUCAACAGCACAUCCAGCCUCCAUUCCUUCCUUUGACUAGUGGCUCUGCUUCCUGGUGGGCGUGCGCAGCUGCGCAGUGAUCAACCUCGGUCCUCGGAAUCCCUUAUACUCAAUCUCGUCCUUGCUCUUCUUCGGUUCUAUUCUGACGGACACUUGCUACAAUGUGGGCGCUGGUUGCAAGUCGUGCGCGUUGAUCAGAUUCAGAAAAUUAGAAUGUUACACUCGGGCUUUCACCAUCGGAGCCAAGACAUACCCCAGUGCUUUGCCGCAGUGCUGUGCAGCUAGUACAGAAUUCAAAGUCAUUCCUUCACGCGCUUCCACGAGUAUGUCGUUGAAAGAAUAAGGUUUACACGGAACACAGUGAUAAAGAAUCUUGCCGCCCACCAGCGCGGUCGGCCAUCCAGUGCUCUUGGAGUCUACCCAAGUCUACUCGUGUAUAUAAAGAGUGGCCAGAGCAACUUCUCCUCGUCAUUCCAUGCAUUUUCAACACGUCUCAAAGCAACGCUUCUUCACCGGUGUCUGUCUCUUGGCGUUAACAUCUGUUGCUUUUGCAGCGGAGAACGACACUCAGUCAUGGAGUGAAGCUUCAUGGCUUCAAAUUCAGCCUUCCAAGGACCUCAAAUGGAUAGACUGUUACACUGGACUACAGUGUGCUCGUCUCCAGGUACCAUUAAACUACAGCGAUCCAGGAGGGGAAACGGCUGCAAUAGCCCUAACACGCCUACCGGCCAACGUAUCGAGUGCCGACAGUACGGAGUACCUUGGACCCAUUCUGUUCAAUCCAGGAGGUCCAGGAGGUAGUGGCGUCGAUCUCAUUGUUGAGCUGGGAGCCAAGUUGCAAGUUAUACUUGGACCGCGUUUCGACCUUGUUGGAUUUGACCCACGUGGCAUACACCGCUCGACUCCUGCGAUUUCGUUCUACGAAUCAACAGAGGAGCGGUUGAUGUGGAAUUUUACCCCUGAAAUUGAACUCAACCGCUCGGACACCAUGAGUAUUGCAGCUUUUGUGGCUAGGGCUCAGAUUACUGGAUCACUUGCGGCUCAGAGGGACAAGAAUGUUCUGGCACAUAUGAAUACUGACCACACGGCAAGGGAUAUGUUGAGUAUUAAUGCGGCUUACGGGAGGGAUAAGAUUCAAUAUUGGGGAUUUUCGUACGGAUCCAUCCUUGGUGCUACAUUUGCAGCCAUGUUCCCGGAUAAAAUCCAUCGGUUGGCCAUAGACGGAGUGAUGGACUCUGAUGCCGAUUAUUAUAACAUGAGAUGGCUAGGCAAUGUUCUGGAUACCGACAAGACCCUGCACUGGUUCUUCAAAGCAUGCCUCGAAGAGGGUCCAGAAGCUUGUCCCUUCCACGAACCGUCUAUCGAGGCAAUGGAGAACAAACUCAACGCGAUUUACGCGUCUCUCAUCAAAUCCCCGAUCCCCGUCCAGACCAGUAAAUCAUACGGCCUCGCCGACUACCCCGCAUUGCGUACGGUGCUUUAUAACCUCUUUUAUGCACCUGCUGCAUGGCCGGCGAUGGCGCAAGGUCUCCAAGACUUGAGUAAGGGGAAUGCAACGAUACUCUACAGUAUUUUCGAUCAACCUCGGUUCAAAUGCUCCUGCGACACUACACCUUUCCCUCCGGCCCCAGAGGCGUUGGUUGCACUCACGUGCAAUGAUGGGGAGGUUGUUCCGUCAGGCUUGGAGGAAGCCGAGCGACACUAUAACGAGGCUGUCUCCAACUUUGGAUCCUGGGCGAGUCUCUUUGCCGGUUUUAGGAAUUCCUGCGGUGGUUGGCCGAGGUCACUACCGAAGAAUCAGUUCCGAGGACCGGUUACUGCUCAGAAUACCAGUGUCCCCUUGCUCAUCAUUGGUAACACCGCAGAUCCCGCUACUCCUAUUGAAGGUGCUCGCAACGUUACAAGCAAAUUCCCCGGCUCUGUUCUCCUAACCCAAGACUCUCCUGGGCACGCUUCGAUAAAUGCCCCUUCAACAUGCACUGCUAUGCAUGUUCGCGAGUAUUUCGUGAACGGUACUCUACCGCCUGAAGGCACUGUUUGUCCUAUGGAUGGCUUUAUCUUCAAGAAAGCACCCGCCAGUAAGCGUGGUGAGACCUCCCGAGAAGCCGCUGAAAUCUUGGAAGCGUUGAAGAGUAUUGCUAGCUCCCGAGUUGAUAGACGGAGACUUCCGCCGCUUCAUGUCUAAAAGCGCCGCUAGCUGUAGCACUAGCAUCACUCUUUCGUGAAGAUGACAUUUGAUGAUGAUUCAACCAAUGUUCGAUUUUAGGAUGUGCUGAAAAAGCAGUUAUAUAUUUUGUCCUCCAGAUGCCCCCCCCUUUUUUUAAUUAUUCAUUCCUCUUCUUUCAUAAUGAUGGAGUAUGGUUAUUCUAAUGACUUCCCUUUUUUUGUUGGAUCCGGCUUGUAACCUCAGCAAGUUAGCUGGAGAUUCAGGUUCGUCCUUUUAGACCGCGACUACCCUUGCGGGUAUUCUUACCAAACCACUGCC
Messenger RNA from Marasmius oreades (fairy-ring Marasmius), 2650 nucleotides. RefSeq lists its product as uncharacterized. NCBI's taxonomy places the organism in Eukaryota, Fungi, Basidiomycota, Agaricomycetes, Agaricales, Marasmiaceae. The record is from RefSeq and is a predicted model, not a curated record. The coding region runs from base 641 to 2350 and encodes 569 amino acids. The transcript has 12 exons.